AUGCAAUCAUUAGUGCUUCCCCCUUCAUCCUUCAUCGCCACGGAAUUUGGACAUCCCAGAUUCGACCCGGGACCGGACCGGCUUCCCUUGAAUCUGUCCCGAUCAACAAAUGCUCGACGUUGCACUCCGCGGGACCUUCCUCUCCCUCGCUCUAUGUCCGACUCGGUCCCGGCAGAAGACCCGCUGGAGACUUCUGCAACCGUCCGACGUCUCGGACAUCCGGAGCUGCCUCAGCCAGUGACGACGGUGGCCACCUCGUCGGCCUCGUCGACCGCCGCCACGAUAUCGGCCGGAGGAGCGCCGGGCUCCCUUCUGGCCUCGGGGUCGCCCGCCACCACCACCACCGUUCACGAGUCGCCCUUGCACCGAGUGCUCUCUGGUCCGGGGGACGAUCUAUCGCGACAGGGCUUUCCUAUCGCAGAUAGCUUUUCAGCGUCGCGCUUACCACCUACGUUAGGAGGGCAGGUCCCGCCGCCGCCGCAGCCUUCUGCAUCGACCUACUCGCAGACAACCUUCGGGGUCGCCUCGUCCCCAGGAACGGGCGCUCGUGGAAUCGCCCAGAAGUCUACGCGACGGACCAAGGCUCACGUUGCGUCGGCCUGCGUGAAUUGCAAGAAGAAGCAUUUAGGGUGCGAUCCAGCUCGACCUUGCCGAAGAUGUGUCUUGUCGGGAAAAGAGGCAACUUGCGUCGACGUGACGCACAAGAAGCGAGGGAGACCCCCCUUGAAAGCCGAAGAAGCUUCUCUGAGAUCAUAUCCGGCCCAGGUGGACAGCGGAGCCGGGCCAGGGGGGCCACACGCACACCAUUCGAGACGCGCGAUGCAUCGAGCGACAUCUUCCCGCGAGAUUCGACCGGUGACAGAUCUGCAAAUCCCUAGCGGCCCUCCCGGUGCAAUGGGACUUCGAGCGGCCGCGAUGCCCCCGCACAGGUGGCCUCCGUCGGUGUAUCCUUCGAAUCUCGACCCAGCCCUAACAAUGCAAAGAAACAUCGGCCACAGGCGUUUCUCUUCGUCCGGCUCAGUGCAAUCGAUCACGUCGGCCUCGCCCCCUGGUUUCGUGCCUAUGCCUGGCACGUACAACCCUUCCCUCGGAGCAGGUCGCAUGCCCAUGGGAGUCGGAAGACCGCUCUCAUCCUACGGGAAUCAGGCGUUUCAUCCAGCAGCAUCGCCUCCGCAAUAUCACCAAGCCUUUGCUCCUCCGAUGUCGCCGUAUACCGACAGCACGAGAAUGGUGAAUCGGAUGGCAAUGGGCGAACCGCCCAGAGAAAGCUAUCUCGAAUCCCCCGUUCGACUGCCCCCUAUUUAUCCCCCGACGAUGGCGAGCCCGAGCUCCGGGCCGCAGUCUCAUCGAUUGAGUGAUCCCUAUUCGACGACGUGGUCUCCCCGAGCUCGUGAUGAGGGCUUUGAGCCGCGGCAGCCGAUGCCAGCUCAUGGCUAUCUGGAUCCUAUAUCGCCUACCAGUCAGAUGCGCCAGGCAAUGUCCGAAGUGAGUUAUGGAGAAACCGUCCCACGAGUCCUGAGUGCCGUCGAUCCCACCCUCCAGCGCCAUUCCUUGCAGCUGUCCUCCACACGAGUCCGUGACGAGGAGCCGACAACUGAAGCUGACAGUGGUGAAUCACGGCCGACAAAGAGGCGAAAAAUGGCCUUAGACGAUAUGGUGAACGGCUAA
Aspergillus steynii IBT 23096 is the source of this 1668-nucleotide messenger RNA. It is a transcript of the gene sclB, whose product is annotated as putative C6 transcription factor. The record is from RefSeq and is a predicted model, not a curated record. Lineage: Eukaryota; Fungi; Ascomycota; Eurotiomycetes; Eurotiales; Aspergillaceae. Gene Ontology annotation, molecular function: DNA-binding transcription factor activity, RNA polymerase II-specific; zinc ion binding. Gene Ontology annotation, biological process: regulation of DNA-templated transcription. The coding region runs from base 1 to 1668 and encodes 555 amino acids. The transcript is spliced from 2 exons.